CGUCAAACUUGAUGAACAACAAGUUUGAUAUUAGUAAACAAGAAGUACCUCACUAACCGUGUCUUCUUAUAAAACAAUUGAACAAAACAAUUUACAUGAUAGUCCGCAUUGUGCAGUCUCUCCUGGAAAAGUGCUUCCUUAACACACAUUGGUUAUGAUUUCUGUGAUACAGAGCUCAGUGAUGGUAAUUAUUGUCAAUUUAACUCCAUCGAAGCGCUCUCUUCGGUAUUUUAUUCCUGUAUCUCCCAGUGGUUUACAGAUUAAAGAGUGAUAAUAACAAACAAUCUGUCAAUAUUCAAUUUAGUUAAAAUCCAGUCACACGACAAGUGGUUUAUUUAAGCUACAAGGUGUAUUUAAAUGGUUGGUCGUGUAAUAGCAGAGUUCUAUGUUAAACCAUUCCGAAUGGAAGACGGACCUGUACUUUAAGUCUGGUAGCGAUGUGCAGUGGUCAGAAUUCCUAGUGGACCAAUGUGUAAUUUACAAUCAUUGAUUGAUCACCUGGAAGUCAGCGGGAUAACACCACUUACUGCCCUCUCCAAGCGUUAGAACGGAAUACACCGCAAAUAUUGGUUCUACGUGCAUCACCAGCUGAUUCCUAUUGAUAAGGUAUUAUUUUCUUGGAGACUCAAUAUCAACUUACUAGGCUCUUAAUUAACAGAAUGACAUUUACGUGCAUAAUCAUAUGCAAUAAUAUCUUAUUACCUGGGCCUAUUAAGAAGAUUUCCCUUACCUGUAAACACAGAUGAUGUUAACCAGCUCAGAUUGAGGUAUGACUUGUAAUUCUACUAUGGAAUCUGUGCAUGAUUACCAGCUUCAGCAAAACAUACUGAUCACAGUCCUGUUUCUGGCUUUGUUCACGGGAUGGAGGGCCUUCUACGAAAGGAUCAAACGCACCCUUUGUCAUGUGACGGUUGUCGUUAUAGGUGGGGGCCCCGUGGGACUAUUGUCUGCUUUCCUGGCAUUAAAAUCCGGUCGUGCUUCAAAAAUUGUCAUCUUCGAAGAAAAGGACAGGAAAACUUUAUUGAAUGGUCCAUACCAGUUGACAUUUGAUAUCCAAAGUGUAGAAUAUCUUAAGAGGUGUGGAAUUGAUUUUGAUAACAUUGAAGGUUGUUGCCAUGAUAACUGUUUUACAACAAAAGUAGGUGUAUUUCUGGAGUACAUACUUGACCACCUCUCAUCGGCCAGGGUCAGUGUGCGCUUUUCUUGUAAGUUUGACAAAGAAACUUGUAAAGAGUUGGAUGAAAUACAGGGGCGACUACUUGUGAUAGCCUGUGAUGGCAGAAACGGUCAAGCCUCCAGAUUGCUGGGACUGGAUGAAUUUUCAGAACAACAUUCAUGUAACGCCUACGGCGCGAUUGCAGCCAUAGAACGCACAGAGGCGAGGGAUGUUCCUACUCCAGAAAAAAGAGUCCACAAUUUAACAUUUGAUUUAUCAGCUUAUGGCGCAUAUCAUUCUGAAAAUGACAAUUCUCCGGGAUUUAGUCUAAAAGUGUUCGGAAACAGCAAACAUCGAUAUAUAUCACUAGCCAUCUCCAAAUGUGAAUCGCCAGUAGUAAAAGCUCUCAGGACGAUUCUCGAUAGAUCGAUGAUGCGCAACAUUUUCCUCAAAUGUUUCAAUCUGUAUAAGAUGGGAUAUGAGCAGUCAUUAAGUGAAUCCUACGCCCUGAACCAUAUGAAGUUUAGUCCCCGCUUAUUUGAGAUAAAACUUUCCCAAAGAUGUGAAACAGUGGCCUACUUCCACGAUUGUGAUACGUUUGUACUGGCGGAGGGAGAGGCGGCCUUAUCAUUUAACUUUCAUACAGGACUUGACAUAAACCCAGCUAUACGAGGUUUGAUGUCCCUUUCAAAGUUCAUAGAAAUGAUCUCAUUAGCCGAAACCGAACAUUCCAUAUCGAACGCUCUCCUAUUUAAAAUGAGGCAUAAUGAAUUUGUCAGCAAGGAUCUUAUACGCAAUGGACUGCGAGAAUACAUGUUCUCCUGAUUAAUUUUUAUCCUUGGGAAAAGUACUCAACAAUUUUCCCGAAUCUAUUUUUCGAAACUGCCGAUUGACAGAGUUAGUGCCUGCAUGUUGAUGACAAAAAGUUCGGAGCAGAAAACAUAUCUUAGUGCGGAUCGAGGAGCCCAGAAAAUCACACAUUCCUGACAGUUGAAAUCAGCGUUAGAUUAUUGAACAAGUGUUGAAAACAACGUUUAGUCAGUUAGUCAGUUAUCAGUGUUCUUGUACUUUUGUCUAUUUUUGUUAUUUAUUGAGGUCUUUAAAUAAAAUUAAAAUUGUAUUUCUUUAAAUGGUUCGCAUAUCAUAAUAAAUUUUGAUUUAAAAA
Messenger RNA from Saccostrea cuccullata (small rock oyster), 2321 nucleotides. RefSeq lists its product as uncharacterized. Lineage: Eukaryota; Metazoa; Mollusca; Bivalvia; Ostreida; Ostreidae. The transcript has 4 exons. The record is from RefSeq and is a predicted model, not a curated record. Bases 770 to 1981 code for a protein of 403 amino acids.